AUGAAGUCCUUCGUCGCUGUCGCUGCUCUUGCCGGCGUUGCCGUUGCUGUCCCAGCUACCUCCGCUCUCCCUGCUGAUGGUUCAUGGACCGCCUGGACCACUUCCAGCUCAACUCUCUCCACCAGCACCACUACCAAGACCACUACUACUACAACCACCACAAAGACUACCACCACCACUACUCCAGCAUCAAGCGCCACUACCUGGGGCACAUGGACUUCCUCCGCAUCUACCACAACUACCCCAGCCAAGUCCACCACUACCUCCAAGGUAUCAUCCAGCACAUCUGGAACCUGGGGUGCAUGGACCUCAUCAAGCGCCAGCACCACUUCCAAGGCUAGCUCAUCCGCCUCAUCUUCCGGCUGGGGUGCAUGGUCAAGCAGCACAACCCCAGCUGCUCUGACCAGCACCACUCCUGCUGCCAGCUCUUCAACCUGGGCUGCAUGGAGCUCAUCUUCAUCCAGCGCUUCCAGCGCUUCCAGCGCCUCUAGCUCCGUCAGUGCCUCUAAGGUCUCUUCCACUCCAGCUGCUGCCACAACCAGCUCUCCAGUGAAGACCUACACUGGUGGUGCUGCUGCCAACGCUGCCGGUUUCGGUGCUGCCGGUCUUGCUGCCAUUGCCUUCAUGUUGUAA
This is a messenger RNA of Lithohypha guttulata, 633 nucleotides long. RefSeq lists its product as uncharacterized. The coding region runs from base 1 to 633 and encodes 210 amino acids. Lineage: Eukaryota; Fungi; Ascomycota; Eurotiomycetes; Chaetothyriales; Trichomeriaceae. The record is from RefSeq and is a predicted model, not a curated record. The transcript is spliced from 3 exons.